Prorocentrum cordatum is the source of this 831-nucleotide messenger RNA. The record is from the annotation of a GenBank genome assembly. Lineage: Eukaryota; Dinophyceae; Prorocentrales; Prorocentraceae.
GACCAUGAUAUACCGUCUGAACCCGAGUACGCCCAGCAGAUGUUCGGAGGUGACGGACCAUCUCUGUGGCCGAGAGACGGGAGCCAGUCUACGUUCUUCAAACAAAAUGGGAUCGACGUGCGACCAGUCCCUGAUCAAGAGUUCGUUCAAGACAGGCAGAAGCUGCUCGGGGAACUGAAGGCUGAAAUCGCUGAGCUGUCCAACCACAACAUCAUGCGCAGCGGGGAGGACCCGUCCUGUGAGAGGAUGGACCAGGUAUUGACGCAGUUCUUCAACGGCGGGCUGGUGGGAAGGUUGCACGAGCUACGAAAGACAUCACCAGAUGAGGCAAAGGAGAUCGAGGCUGAGGACGAGCUGCCAGAGGACGCGCAGCGCGACAAGGAGUUGUGGGAGGAACUGCAGAAAAACAACUACUAUUUCAACACAUCCACGGGGGCUGGGAACCCUGCAGGAAGCCGCUGGCAGCGCGCUUUGAAGGCAAGCGAGAAACUUCGGCGCAAGUGCGCCAAGUGCCAUGGCUACCAUGACUCCCAGAAGUUCAGAGCGAGGUGGGCCAAGCGGAUGCACAGGGACUGGAAGUGCAAGUGGACCAGGACCCAUUCGACGACGCUCACAAAGGCGCAGAUGAAGGACGGUGAGUACUGCAGCAUCGGCAGGAUCGCGAAGAAGGAAGGAGGAGGGCUCCACGGGAUGCAGCUGGCGUUCAAAUAUUGCACGAACGCGAUCAUACUUGGAGGGAUGUGGGCCAAAUGGGACGAUAUGACCGAAAGCAUCAAAUUCCUGUAUUUCACGCAUCGCAUGUCUGAGACGUUCAAGGAAGCAUGGGAAUAA